UACACAUGGUAUCAGAUAGCCAAACCUAGUCCAUCUUCUCUUCUGCUGCUUUUUGAUCUUUCACCAAAAUAAAUUCUUCACAGUUUUUUUUUCAUACGCAAAGAUGGUGACAACCUCUGGAAUAAUUUCAGAACCUAUUAUCCCAUCUUCUUAAACAAAUUCCUCUACCGUAUCUAUACCUUCGACGGGUAUUUCUGCCAGUCUUCCCUUUUCAUCUUCUUCAUCUGUAUUUGUACCUUCAACAGGUAUUUCUUCUAGUCUUCCCCCUCUAUCUUAUUCAUUCUCCUCACUGCAACCCUCUCUUCCUACUCCCACCAAUUUACCAGGCCCAUUUGUUAGCAGUGUUAGUUUGCCUUUUCAAUAUCCAUUUACUGGAACUGCAGAUCGAGCAUCUCUCUUUUCAUUUAAUUCUGUUGCUGCUCUUGCUGCACCAAACGUCACAAACCUGGUAACUAUAAAGCUUGCAUCGGUCGAAGAAUAUCUCACAUGGCGUACUCAAUUUCAAUCUCUCUUGCUCUCUCAUGAACUUCGAGGAUUUGUUGAUGGCUCAAUAUCUCCACCAAAUCCCUUUGUUUAUGCAUCCGGAACUCAACAGCCUAAUCCUCUUUAUCGAUCAUGGCUCAGAGUUGAUCAAAGUGUUCGUUCUUGGUUAUUUGCGACACUUUCUCGAGAAGUUCUUAUGGAUGUUCAUUUACUGCCUACUUCACGUGAUAUCUGGAAUUCUCUACAACGUCGCUACAUGGAUGCAAGUCAGACGAAAUCUGUAGAACUAAAGAGACAACUGACUACUAUGCGCAAAACAGACUCUAUGUCGAUUGAUCAGUAUCUUCGAGAGGCCAAGCAAAUUGCUGAUUCUCUUGCGGCAAUAAAUUCUCCUGUUUCUUGUCAAGAUUUUAUUGAUCAUGUGCUUCUUGGAUUAGGCAAGGAAUAUGACACUUUAGUUGGCAUUAUUACACACUUUCCUGGUUCAUUGUCGCUUGAAGAACUCCGAACGAAGCUUCUACUCCAUGAACAACGGUUGCAACGCUUCAAGGAUAUAGAUUCUACUAUCACUCAUCAAGCAUUUGCUGCCCAAAAUAUGACCUCAAAUUCCUCAAAUGUCUCGGGUGUUCAAUCUGCUUCUCAAGGAGGUCGUGGCAAAGGUCGAUCUUUCUCCUCUAGAGGUCGAGGUCGUGGUGGUAGAGGCCGAGGCUCCUUUGGUCGGGGUUAACAACAUCAAGUUCCUUUCGGCAACAAUUUUACUCGCAAUGGUUUCCCUGGACAAUCAUCGUCAGGACAAAGCUUCGGGUCAAACUCUCCUUCAAGCUUCCAGUGAGGGCGACGUAUAUCCUCUAUCUCCUUGGUCCAAGCCUUCUUCUCCUUAGGCUUUUGUUGCUUUUCGUCAGUCCGGUGAUAUAUGGCAUCGUC
Molecule: messenger RNA, 1407 nt
Organism: Lycium ferocissimum
Lineage: Eukaryota; Viridiplantae; Streptophyta; Magnoliopsida; Solanales; Solanaceae
Exons: 2
Coding region: 680-1210 (176 amino acids)
Source: RefSeq, a predicted model, not a curated record